GUCACUCGUGGAAUCCCCAGGUCACAAGUAGGUCGUCAUUUUUUUCAGUCUACAUCCAACGUUCGUGUCAUUCGUGUCGAUUGUCACGCGUUAGCACAAGAUUUUCUACCUGUGAAUUUAGUUGUUACACAAUGCCGAUCCAAAGUAUUAAAGCACGUCAAAUCUACGACUCUCGUGGUAACCCAACUGUCGAGGUUGACUUGGUGACUGAAAACGGAUUAUUCAGAGCAGCUGUUCCAUCUGGUGCUUCCACUGGAGUCCACGAAGCUCUUGAACUCCGUGACAAUGACAAAUCCAAGUACCAUGGAAAAUCAGUCUUCAAGGCUGUCGAAAACAUCAACUCAAUUAUUGCUCCUGAAUUAUUAAAAGCUGGACUAGAAGUAACUCAACAAACAGACAUCGAUAACUUCCUGUUGAAACUCGAUGGAACCCCAAACAAGGCUAAGCUAGGCGCAAACGCUAUUUUGGGUGUUUCCUUGGCUGUCUGCAAAGCUGGAGCUGCCAAGAAAGGCAUUCCUCUUUACAAAUACAUCGCUGAGUUGGCUGGAAACAAGGACAUCAUUCUCCCAGUGCCAGCUUUCAAUGUAAUCAACGGAGGCUCUCACGCUGGUAACAAACUUGCCAUGCAAGAGUUCAUGAUUUUGCCCGUUGGCGCUGCUAACUUCACUGAAGCCAUGAAAAUGGGCAGUGAAGUCUACCAUCACUUGAAAAAUGGAAUCAAGAAGAAGUUCGGGCUUGAUGCUACUGCUGUUGGUGAUGAGGGUGGCUUUGCACCAAACAUUCUUGAGAACAAGGAAGCUCUUAAUUUAAUCAUUGAUGCUAUUAAGACUGCUGGAUACGAAGGAAAGAUCAAGAUCGGUAUGGAUGUCGCAGCCUCUGAGUUCCACAAGAACGGAAAGUACGACUUGGACUUCAAGAACGAAAAAUCAGACCCCGCUACUUACUUGGAGCCAGAUGCGUUGAAAAAUCUAUACUUGGAUUGGGUCAAAGAUUUCCCAAUUGUGUCUAUUGAAGAUCCCUUUGACCAAGAUGGUUGGGACUCCUGGACUUCAAUCACUGCUUCCACUCCUAUUCAAAUUGUUGGUGACGAUCUGACAGUAACCAACCCAGAAAGAAUCAAGACAGCAAUUGAGAAGAAAGCUUGCAACUGUCUUCUCUUGAAGGUCAACCAAAUUGGCAGCGUUACUGAGUCAAUAAACGCUCACAAUUUGGCCAAGAGCGCCGGAUGGGGUACAAUGGUGUCUCACCGUUCCGGUGAGACUGAAGAUACAUUUAUCGCUGACUUGGUCGUUGGUUUGUCGACUGGACAAAUCAAAACUGGAGCACCUUGCCGUUCUGAGCGAUUGGCCAAGUACAACCAAAUCUUGCGUAUCGAGGAAGAACUUGGAGCCAAUGCCAAGUUUGCUGGGGAGAAAUUCCGUCACCCAACUGCCUAGAUACACUGUCCAACUUACACGACGAUUAUCAACAGUUAUAUCGUUCAAUGACUACUUUAUCUUGAGUUACAAUUAACAUUAGUGUUUAAAAUUGAGACAAAAAAAACAUUACCGCAGAUUAUAUUCCUUUCUGAGUACUGUGGAAGUUCAAGUCCGUUGACUAGAGUUUCAUUAUAUAAUAGAUGAUAAAUAUUUAUAACACACGUUGCUAGUAAUAUUUAUUCAAUUAUUAGUCAUUGUUUUUUUUUAUUGUCUGAUUUUUUUUAAUGUUUAAAAAAAAUCUGUACCCAACGCGUAAUAUUUCUUGCUGCCUUCAAUUUGUUAAUUGAAAUACUAAAGAAUAUAAUUAAAGGAUAUCAGUGUAAAAUUGCUGUUGAAAAAAAUAAUAGUUUAUAACAAUGUAUUGCUGUUGAUCUGUAAUCUUCCUCGGGAGUAUUGUCGAUGGAAUCAAUAAUUAAUAAAAUUUGAAUUUAAACACAA
Cotesia glomerata is the source of this 1916-nucleotide messenger RNA. It is a transcript of the gene Eno, whose product is annotated as enolase. The record is from RefSeq and is a predicted model, not a curated record. Lineage: Eukaryota; Metazoa; Arthropoda; Insecta; Hymenoptera; Braconidae. Bases 132 to 1436 code for a protein of 434 amino acids. Gene Ontology annotation, biological process: glycolytic process. The transcript is spliced from 8 exons. Gene Ontology annotation, molecular function: phosphopyruvate hydratase activity; magnesium ion binding. Gene Ontology annotation, cellular component: phosphopyruvate hydratase complex.